AUGUUCCUGCCAGGUGAAAAGGGAUUCUUUGUGAAAGACUUUGCCAAAAUAAAGCUGCCUGACACCAUUCAGCUAAAGGUCCGUCUUCGAAUGACCGCUGUCCACUCGCCUGCCGUCCACCGGAGCAGUUGCCCGCCGAAGCGUGGUGCUGACCCGGUCGCGUCGACGUCUGCUAUGUUUGGCGUCGUCACCUGGUCACCUGGUGUGUAG
Molecule: messenger RNA, 210 nt
Organism: Soboliphyme baturini
Lineage: Eukaryota; Metazoa; Nematoda; Enoplea; Dioctophymatida; Soboliphymatidae
Source: the annotation of a GenBank genome assembly